UGAUCAAGACGAGCUUGCGAAAUGUUUCCAGGAUGCAACGAGCCAGAAUCUGCUAAAAGUACGGCAAAGGCUUGGGGAUCUCUGCCAGUGGAAGUCUAUGGCCACCGAGAGUGCCCUAGCUUUAGCACUCUCCAUCGAGCUUUUUAUGAACACUUUCUUCCCCAAUACGAAUGAUGGCAAAGGUGGGCAGAAGUUACAGUGGACUCUGGAUACAUUCAAGCCAUUCGGGAUUUGCGGUUCGAAUGAAGAUACAAUCGACAUACCAGUGCAAAAAGACAGUCCUGACAGGCCGUGGAAGGUUGAUCUAGGGGUACUAGAAGCUGUCAUGUCACUCUGGAUGGCUAGCAUCAAUAUCGGAACUGAGGCAAAAAACAAGAAAGUCAUUGAGGAGUCCAGUGCUAAGAACACCGGAGCAGGGGGGCGGGGAACACAAGAUUGGAGACGAGGCACGGCUGGAAACGAAUUGAAAUACAAGUUCUGUCGGAUACUGGGGAAUAACUGUAAGGAUGGCCUACUGAAACGAGACCUUUCAUGGUGGGUGGAUGAAUUGCUUGCGGACCAAAGCGACCGUUACACGAAUGACGACCAAGCUCAGGCCACGGGUCAACAAGAUGAAGUAGAUAUAAUCAUUGGCUUCAACGGCAAACAAGCUGCGGAGGACGAAAGGCAGCUGACUGUUAUCGGCAAUGGAUACCUUCCUGUUAUUCUAGCGCAGCAUCUCUUUACCAGUUUCAUGUGGGCUGUUGUUGACGAUUUACCUGAAGACUGUCUUCGAAAGGGCGAACGGGAUGUGGAGAUCAUCAAUUCUCACAAAUUCGUACCGCGUGACCUACAGGAUACCUGGUAUCUACCAUCACUUCGCCAUCGUCAAUUAACUACCAUUAUUCAAAAGAUGGAGAAAUAUGGACUCGGGAGCAUGAAUGACAUUCUCUUAAGCAUGAUUCCUGCUUUGAGCUACAGGGAUAGGCUUCCCAACGAAGAGAUUCUCUCUUUGGUGCCACUGAAUGUUGAAAGAGGGUGGGUCGAAACGACGCGCUGCUACAACUCCUUGCUUCAGACCAGCAUAGGAGUGACUUCCAAGGAGAAUUUCGCCUUUGCUGUUGUGGUUAGGACAAUGGAUUUUCUUCAUAUGGCAUUUGACCCAUACCAGACUGUCGAUUCAAGCCCGGAGGGGGAAUUAUGGUCGGCAUUCUCAGACCUCGUUAGGGAACUCGACAAGUUUAAACACGUCGUUGCUUGCUUAGCCCUUGUUUAUGAGCUACAGCGCCGAAGAGAAGGUUUCAAAUCCAUGUUCAAAUUCGUCACUAUCCAGGAGCAAGGGCUGUCUGGUGAGAACAGUCCUUCAGAGACAAUUCAAGAUUCUGCCUCAACCACCGUCAGAAAAACCGAAACCCUCCUGUCUUUGGAGAAGGACCCCGAGUUUUCAGUAGAAGAACUGAAGGUAUUAGAGAAAGCAGUACUCAAGUUCUCUGAAGCACACCUUAGGGUGUUUAGGACCAUAGUUCCAAACAACCGCAGAUCGGCGCAAAUAACAAGGAAAGGGGACGACAGAACUGUUAGUCAAGGUCAUAAAAACACCAUGAACAACACUAAGGAAGAUGUCCAAAAGAAAGACAUAUUUGGUUGGACUGCAGUUCAUUACGCCUGCUUCGCCCCUUCGGAGUCUGAUAUUAGGGGACAGGUUUUCAAAGCUGCCCAACCUAGGGAACAAUCCAAGGAACCGCUCCAUGAACUUCUCGACAAAUUGGGUAGAAGCCCAGUGCACGUUGCUAUUAUCGCCGACGACACCGGCAACACCUUAAGGAAAAUUCUGGAAAUCAUCGGCAGCGAAAGCAUCACGCAUAAAGUGAUAAAUGCCGGCAAGGAUGGCUUGACCCCUCUUCAUUUGGCUGCUAAGGCCAACAGUUCCGAAUGCCUCAAAGUGCUUCUCGGCAAGUCAUCUCCACAGAAAACAAACCGGCGAGGACGCUCGCAUGGACGUCGCGAUGAAGGGCGGCCUAAGAUCUGGGCUGAACCGGAAAUAUGGGCCAAGCUUGAUAUCUGGAAUCGCGGUACCCUGCACCUUGCCGCUAAGCAAGGCAAUGGGGAAAGCAUAUCCAUGAUAUUGAGCGAGAAAGGUGCAGGACCAGGUGCACUGGACAAAUUUGGCAAGUCGCCCUUGAUAUAUCUCUUUGGGAGACUUUCAACUCCAGACUCGGCGGUUAAAGAGGAGCUCUUCGACAUACUCGUGGAGCUCGUGAAAGCGACCAACAGACUUGGUUACCGGGAUGAAAAUGGAAAGACCAUAUUCCAUCUUGCUGCUCAGUUUCCCGCUAUUGAUCUCCUUGGGAAACUUAGAGAGAAAUUGGAUGGGUGGGAGGAGGGAAUCAACUCCAAAGAUAACAAUGGACGCACGCCACUCCAUGAAGCAGUCAUCGCUCUCGCUGGAUAUCGAGCGACACUCCAUGGGGAAGCCAUCGCUGUCGACGAGGAUCGAGCAUUUUUCUUCAUGGAAGGGUUGGCAGACGGGAAGACACCUCGGCUAGAUCUGGAAGGGGAUAAAGAAGGGGUAACAGUGCUAAUGUCCGCUUGUUCCGGGGGCCUUGUGAAAACCGUCCGGCGGAUUCUGGAAUUGGAUAAAAGCACUACAGACAAUGCAGAUGCAUCUGGGCGAACUGCAUUACAUUAUGCUGCCACAGCAACUGGGUUGCUGGAAACGACUCAGAGGACCAUUAUCCAAGGACUGAUUGAACACAUGAAGGCAUCAUCAAUAACAGCAUGCGACUCGAAAGGCAGGACAGCAUUGCAUGAUGCAAUUGAUCGAAAUCUGGAUCAGGUUGCGUUGUUGCUUCUCGAUGGCGAAUAUCAUUAUCAAUCAACCGCCGACGAGGAAGGAGACUCCCUUCUGGUUACAGCAUGCAAACAAGGAUGCCGAAAAGCCGCAGAAAGAAUCCUGAAAAGGUGGCCUCAGCUUCUUAACGAGCCUGAUAGCAUGUAUGGAGAGACACCGCUUGCGUUCGCAUGUGAGAAUGGGAGGACAGAACUUGUUAAGAUGCUUCUCCAUCACCCAGACAUAGACCCGAAUAAGCCAGCAUCUGGGUGGGGCUCCUUGACGCCUCUGCAUAUCGCUAUUAUUUGCAGCAGAAAUAUCAAGAUCGUUCAACAAUUAAUUAAUCACAAGGCGAUCGACAUUGGCGCUACCGACGAUAUGGGGACCACACCUUUUGAGGUGGCUGUCGCUAUAGAUGAAGUUAAAAUCGUGGAGCUAUUAUUGAGUAAAGCUUCUAUACCUCAGUUGCAAUCGCUGAAGGCGCUAUGUGACUCAGACAAUGCCGAGAUGAGUCGUCUACUUGACAAGUGCAUCAAUCAACUCAAGGAGGACGAGCUUUCGGGAGAGGACCUCAUCGAGCUGAUUGGUGUCAGUGUCGAAUCGCUCGCUCUAGGCAUGCCUAGGAACCGGCUACUAGCCAUCUGUCUGACGAGGGCGAUGAAGCAAAACGAGUGGGACGGGGAUACGAGGGAGAAGUUGAAGAGGAAACUCCCCUGUCACAUGGCUGCUCGGAUCGGCGAGCUAAAGAUAAUCCGGCAGGCUCUUUCCAGGAGCGACGAUCUUGUCCAGGGAGACGAGGUAGACUCCGACAACUGGAAUUGGGUCGAUUACGCGCGGAAGUAUGGACGGCAGUGGCACGAUGCAGAUGAACAAACAUUGAAGACAUUUGACCGCGACUUGAAUGACUUAGCCAGCGAGUACCUUAGAAAGGAAGGGGGAUGGCCAGACCCGCUGGUACCAACAACGCUUAGAUUCAAAGAAGGCCUUAAUGAGGUUGUGGCGACGACAGCGUGUGUCGAUCAUCCGGGGGGUUGCUCGCGAAUGAUAGGCAUACAGGUUUUAUUAAAAAGUCACCCGGAUUUCCAAUUUCUGCGUCUUGCGACAGAUCAUCCGGUUUCCCCCAUAGAGAGGACGGCUUACUUCGAAAUUGAAAUCAUGCAGGAGUCACCGUCUAUGCUUGUUGGGCUGGGCUUCUGCCUUGACAACAAACCGCGUGACGAAAUGCCAGGUUUUGAUACCGGCUCAUGGGCUUUCCAUGGAGAUGACGGGAUUGUAUUCUUGGAGGGUCGGGAUAUUACGACUGGUGAUCUAGGCCUGAAGAGCGUCUUUCGGGUGGGAGAUAUCGUGGGUUGCGGUAUGGAUACGGAGUCGGGUGAUUUCUUUUGUGUGCGGAACGGGAACCGGCUGAACCUAGGCGACAUCUCUUUUGAUACUCGUAAGUUUACAUACAGCAAACUGUAUCCUUGCAUCGGCGUAGGUAUGGAAAACGACAGCGUCGGCCUUCAGAUUCGGGUCAACCUAGGCUCAGACAAGCACCCAUUCAAGUAUCAAGUGCCUAGAUGAGUCGAUAUGCUUGGGGGAAACAGUUGGGAAGUGGCUAGAUAGGCAGAUCGGGAACGUCUAUACCUAAGAGUUCCUACCCGUCGGGCCCGGUAGGUGGUUAACGGCAGGUUAGAAAACGGGGCCGACGCGGAUAUAGAACCCGGAAGGUUAGGGGCCGGUAUACAGCAACAGGGCAUUGA
Molecule: messenger RNA, 4551 nt
Organism: Durotheca rogersii
Lineage: Eukaryota; Fungi; Ascomycota; Sordariomycetes; Xylariales; Xylariaceae
Product: ankyrin repeat-containing domain protein
Exons: 6
Coding region: 98-4372 (1424 amino acids)
Molecular function (GO): protein binding
Source: RefSeq, a predicted model, not a curated record